UCCAGUUCCAGCUGGCUCAGAUGGCAACCCGGUUAGUGGCUGCCCGUCUGAUGGUGCGCAACGCUGCCCAAGCUCUGCAGAAACAGCGGCACGAUGCGGUAGCUUUGUGUUCCAUGGCCAAGCUCUUUGCCACCGAUGAGUGCUUUGCAAUCUGCAAUCAAGCUCUGCAGAUGCACGGCGGAUACGGCUACUUGAAGGAUUACGCUGUGCAACAGUUUAUGCGGGACAUCAGGGUCCACCAGAUUUUGGAAGGAACCAAUGAAAUCAUGAAGAUGAUCAUAGCCAGGACUCUGUUACAGGCGUGAGCGUCCCAAACUGGUCAUCGGCCUCAGCAUGAUAGCAGCUGCUUUGGGGACACCCGGCUGGGAAGAGGAGAAGGCGAUGUGUUUUUCUCAGCUGUCUCCCUGGCCUAAACCCCAGAUUUUGUGACGGGCACAGCCUGGCAGAGCCGGGGAAGCAUGACCAGGGGCAGGAUGGGUCUCAAUAGAGCCUUUUGUCCACAAAGUGCCAGUGCUGACCAUCUGCUUCUCAGCGGCCAGUUGAAAUUCUCCACGUGGGAGUUCUGCAUCAGCCUUCAUCCUGCAUCUCCUGGGAAGAAUCGGAUCCCUUCUGGAUUUAGCUUAAGCUGCGGAAUCUGCUUAUUUUCUUCUUAAAAACAUACUUCUCUGCAGAAAAGGGAGUUGUUCCCCAAAGGAGAUUUAAAAAAUCAUAUAUUUUUUUCAGUCUUUAACACGGAGAGAUGAUCUUGCCAUGCUCUUAGUGAGUCGAUGGUAGGAACCUGAUUUUUCUACUUUUUUGCUUACUAGUUGGCCACGGAAAAGCCAACAGUGACGUGCUUCCCUAAAAGCCCCCAGCCCAAACAAACUUGUUUGUUUAUUCGCAUCCGAAGCAUCACAAUGAAAAUAAGGCGCACUACACCACCUGCAAUUUAAAAUGUAAAAUUACAAGAUUUUUUUUUAACUCUGUACAAGUUAAAACGAAUCUUGCCCAGAAUGAACUCAAAAAAACCCCACUGAUUAUUUCCUUCCGAAUGUUGGAAUCAAUAAAUGUCUCGUGAUUUCUGUC
Messenger RNA from Protobothrops mucrosquamatus (brown spotted pit viper), 1065 nucleotides. Its product is annotated as isobutyryl-CoA dehydrogenase, mitochondrial. The coding region runs from base 21 to 305 and encodes 94 amino acids. Gene Ontology annotation, molecular function: oxidoreductase activity, acting on the CH-CH group of donors. The transcript is spliced from 3 exons. NCBI's taxonomy places the organism in Eukaryota, Metazoa, Chordata, Lepidosauria, Squamata, Viperidae. The record is from RefSeq and is a predicted model, not a curated record.